This is a messenger RNA of Peronospora farinosa, 774 nucleotides long. The record is from the annotation of a GenBank genome assembly. Lineage: Eukaryota; Oomycota; Peronosporomycetes; Peronosporales; Peronosporaceae.
AUGAACGAUAGCCGAGCAGGUGCGAUCUCCGACUGGAUCCUUGACAGCGGCGCCAGCCGCCACAUCGUGAGCGACGAUCGCUUACUCAUCGACAGCAAGCAGUACAACGAUAAGAUCUCUCUUGCUGACAACAAGAAGCUCGUGCUCACGAAGGUCGGACGGGCGCGCCUGUUUGUGACAGCGCGCGGCAAGCAGCGUCAUAUCGAGCUGUCGGACGUUUACUACGCGCCAAGUCUUGCGCUCAAUCCCAUCAGCUACGGGAAGCUCGAGCAGCUUGAGUACGCACUCGAUGGGCGUGAAGUCGUACGGCGAUCGGAUGGACACGUCGCGUUUAAAGUUACGAUGCGCAAUAGUGUUCUGGUCGUCGAGACGUCCAGCGCGAUCAAGACAGCAGAAGUGAUCUUUGCUGCCCUUGAGGAGAAGGCGACGGCAGAUGUGUCGCCCGAUGUGCAAGAAGCGACACUCGUGAAUUUCCAUCAGAGGUUCGGGCAUAUGUCGUAUGACACGAUCGAGAAGAUCGCAAAAAACCCGGGCAGUGGGCUUCGCAUCACGGAUUACAGACGUUUGACGUGCAUCAUGUGUGCUCAGAGCAAACAGACGAAGAACAGCCAAAGAAAGAAGAUCACCGGCGCGCAAUCUCCAAUUGAUCGUGUCGGAGGAGUGAUAUGCUGCAAUCUCAAAGGGCCAUUGACACCGGCUAAUCGUUUGCGGAAUCGGUAUCUUGUUAAUUUGGUCGAUCAUAAAAGUGUCCUACUGCCGCAUCUUCCUGGCUAA